UCUGUCUGUCCAUAUCUGACUGUUAUAAUGCCAGGGGGGUCUACAAAAAAGAUCUGCCCCUUUUGCCAGGGCAUUUUAUUUUGCGCUAAAAAAAUAUGUUCACAUUAUAAAAAGGAGCAGCCUCUGAAACAGCGCCUCAAGAAAAAGCUUCAGAGGUUUGAUGAGAAGCGAGAGGAAUGGGUGAUUGGUCACAAGAAAAACCACAACAUGGCAUCCAUCAAGGAUGAAGCCAAUAUCAUGCUGGAGAAACUCCAUGCCAUUGGAUAUAAGCCACUUCUCCUUCUUGGAAAGGAGACCAACAAAAAAACAUUUAAGUGUGAAAUUUUGACCCCCCGCUGCACACUCUCCGCCUAUGCCAAGGACUACCUUCAGAAGAUAGGUUUAUUUUAUGAAUAUCUUUGUGAAGGUUGGACCCAGGAUUCCAGUGGCAAUGACCAGCUGAUUACGCUGCAGCUCACACCUUGUGACCCAAUAGAAAACAAACAACCAGAAGAAGGCGAGCAGGCGAGCCCCACGGAGGGUCAGGCCGAGCAGGCGAGCCCCACGGAGGGUCAGGGCGAGCAGGCGAGCCCCACGGAGGGGCAAGCUGUCUUCACAGGGUCAGCCAGGGGCAAAAGGAAAAAGUCUGGGGGACCAAGGCAUAUGCCUGAAAGAAAAAGGCCACAAAAGAAUUGCUCCUACCACACUCGCCUAGAGGCUUUCCCCAUCAGGAGUGUUGUAAAAGAAAGAGUGAGAAAGGGCAAAGCAGAAAUGCUGGUUGACUGGGAGCCCUGUCCAGUAUGAUUAAACAAGCCUUUUAACAAGUUGGUGAGCAGUGGGCCAAUUCCUGGCAGCCAAAGGAUUCUCUCCGAAAUAAUGAAAAUAAAUAAAAUGUAUGUUUUGAACUCCA
Messenger RNA from Rhinichthys klamathensis goyatoka, 889 nucleotides. RefSeq lists its product as uncharacterized. The record is from RefSeq and is a predicted model, not a curated record. The transcript has 9 exons. The coding region runs from base 28 to 783 and encodes 251 amino acids. Lineage: Eukaryota; Metazoa; Chordata; Actinopteri; Cypriniformes; Leuciscidae.